This is a messenger RNA of Daldinia decipiens, 1989 nucleotides long. RefSeq names its product glycoside hydrolase family 18 protein. The transcript is spliced from 4 exons. Gene Ontology annotation, molecular function: chitinase activity; chitin binding. Gene Ontology annotation, biological process: carbohydrate metabolic process; chitin catabolic process. Lineage: Eukaryota; Fungi; Ascomycota; Sordariomycetes; Xylariales; Hypoxylaceae. The record is from RefSeq and is a predicted model, not a curated record. The coding region runs from base 199 to 1872 and encodes 557 amino acids. Gene Ontology annotation, cellular component: extracellular region.
CGAGCAAAGCUUUCAUUCAGGAGUGACGCGUUCGAUGAGUUGAGAUGGCACCAGCUUGCCUCCAUAUAACUCGGUGGAAGGGCUCACGUAGAGUCUGGGCUCGAUGAACGCCCAAGAUGGUGAAGAGUGGCAAGCUUGCAUUACUUGGGCUUCUUAUAUAAGAGCUGGAGCCUUGGUUCCUAUGCUUUCUUAGUCGAUAUGCGGAAGAUCUCUUCGUGGGGACUCGCCCAGUGCCUCUUCUGGGCUUGCGUAUCUGGCAUAGGAGAGCGGACUGCCCCGUCCAAGGUGACCAGUAGUAUAAAGGUGCCAUGGACUAAUUCAACUACGACGGCGAGUUCAAGCUCAAGCUCAAUAAUCACAAGUAGCUGGGAUAUUCCAGUUGGAAAUGCUACUACAAGUGUUCUUAUCCCUUCGACCUCGUCGACUAUAGUUCUACCUGGAAGUACCACUACUGAUGUCGUUGUUACCCCAACUUCAGCAACUACAGCUCCUCCAUUUGGAAAUGGUACCUCGAGUGCUACUGUCCCCUCAACCAUAAUAUCAUCGACCUCAGUUCCAUCCGGGAACUCUACCACAGGCAUCCCCGUCCCUUCGACUUCACUUUCGUCGGCUACAGUACCAUUUGGGAAUACUACUACAAGCGCUACCGCCCCCCCAACCACAUCACCAACAGCAAAGCCCACGUUGCCGCCUGGUCCCUUCAGGGGAUUCAAGAAUGGCGCCUACUUCACGAAUUGGGGCGUCAACUCGGGCUUCCAUCCUCAAGAGUUACCGGUCUCUGAGCUUACGCAUAUCUACUAUGCCUUCGCUGAUAUUGACGCAGACGGGACAGUAAAGUCUUCAGACCCCGUCGUAGAUCUCCAGAAGCGUUACCCAGACGACUCGCUCUCGAAUCGUACUGCGAACGCUUAUGGCGCCGUCAAGCAGUUAUACAUCCAUAAGAAGUUGAACCGUAACCUCAAGGUACUGCUGUCAAUAGGAGGAUGGAACUACUCACCAAAGUUCGUGGCAGCAGCCGCAACCGAUGCUUCGAGGUACAAGUUUGCGACUUCUGCCGUGAAGCUUGUUACAGACUGGGGUUUUGAUGGCAUCGAUAUUGAUUGGGAGUAUCCCGCCAACGAUGUCGAAAAAGAGAAUCUCGUCAAGCUGCUUCAGGCUUGUAGACAGGCAUUCGAUACAUACACACUCCUCCACGGUGUACAGUACCAAUUCACCAUCAGCGUGGCAAGUUCCGCCGGCCCCCAAAACUAUGAAAAUUUGGACUUGUUCACAAUGAAUAAAUACGUCGACUCCUGGCAUCUGAUGGCCUACGACUACUCCGGAAGCUGGGACACCGUCAGCGGGCACCAAGCGAACGUAUUCUCCUACGAAAGCAGCGCCGAGUCGAAACGCCUCAGCACCGACGCCGCCGUGCAGCACUACGAAAGCCAAGGGAUCCACCCGCAGAAGAUCCUGCUCGGGCUACCCCUCUACGGGCGCGCCUUCGAGGGGACCUCCGGACUAGGGCAGAACUACACGAGCGUGGGCCAGGGCGGCCCGCAGCCCGGGGUGUACUACUUCAGGGACCUGCCGAAGCCCGGGGCCGAGGUCGUUUAUGACGACGUGGCCAAGGCGACGUACAGCUACGACGCCGCGGCCAAGGAACUGAUCUCGUACGAUGAUGUUCGGAGCACGACAUACAAGGCGCAGUACCUGAAGUGGCGUCGGCUUGGAGGGGCCUUCUUCUGGGAGGCCAGUGGCGAUAAGGGCGGCGCGGGGGGAUUGGUUAAUACGAUGUCGAAGCAAUUGGAUUGGCUUGAUGGGACGCCGAAUAACCUCCACUACCCGACGAGUCAAUAUCGGAAUAUACGGUGGGGUAUGCCCGGGGAGUAGUAGAGUAGAUUGGUUAUGUCUCGUAAUUGCAUUUGAUUUGAUCCCUCUUCUCUUUUAUGCAGGGACUUGGGAGUUUAUGUGGCCUUGAAAGGGGUCUUUUUAGAUUGCGGCAUGUAU